Messenger RNA from Rana temporaria (common frog), 2157 nucleotides. Its product is annotated as chemokine-like receptor 1. Lineage: Eukaryota; Metazoa; Chordata; Amphibia; Anura; Ranidae. Gene Ontology annotation, cellular component: plasma membrane. Gene Ontology annotation, molecular function: G protein-coupled receptor activity; complement receptor activity. The transcript is spliced from 2 exons. The coding region runs from base 110 to 1177 and encodes 355 amino acids. Gene Ontology annotation, biological process: inflammatory response; positive regulation of cytosolic calcium ion concentration; phospholipase C-activating G protein-coupled receptor signaling pathway. The record is from RefSeq and is a predicted model, not a curated record.
CUGUCUCAACAUCAUCAGAAAAGUUCAUAAGAAGAGCAAAGUUUUAGGAAAAAACAUCAACAGCUGCAAAUCCAACAUUUCUUGAUCCUGACUUUGUUUUGGGAGAAAGAUGGAUUUCACGGUGCCAUAUCCAACUGCUGAUGUCACUCAAGGAGAGAUUGUGACCAGCUCUGUCACCAACAAUAUACCCAUUAUGCCAACCUAUAAUGACUAUGAUGAAAGACUGAGAUAUGCUCUCCGUAUCAUCUACAUGAUUGGACACAUUUUGGCUUUUGUGCUCGGGACAAUAGGGAACGGGCUGGUUAUCUAUUUCACCGUCUUCAAGAUGAGAAGGACUGUUAACAUUGUGUGGUAUCUCAAUUUAGCCAUAGCUGACUUCACCUUUAUGUUUGUCCUCAUAUUCAGAAUUAUCACCGUAGCCAUAAAUUUUAAUUGGAUUUUUGGUGGAUUCAUGUGUAGGAUGAACAAUGCUAUUUUCUUCAUCAAUCUUUAUGCCAGUAUCCUCCUGAUCACCGCUAUUAGCAUUGACCGUUGCAUCUCCGUCAUAUACCCUGUCUGGUGCCAAAAUCACCGAACUCCGAGGCUGGCAUCCUAUGUGGCCCUGGCAAUUUGGAUUCUAGCAAUCAUUUUCAGUGUGCCGUAUGUCAUAUACUUAGACACAAAGGUCAUAGGUAAGAGAACUGUCUGCACUUAUAACAUUGAAGACAAAGAUGUUGCAAAGGCAAUAGAUAUUGGUCUGGCCAUUUCAAGAUUUAUCUUCAGUUUUGUCAUACCUUUAGUUGUUAUCAUCUCAUGUUAUGCAAUCAUUCUGUUGCGUAUUCGAAGAAAGCGCAUGACCACAUCUAGCAAGCCGUUCAAAAUUGCUGUAGCUGUGAUUAUUGCUUUCUUUGUCUGCUGGUUUCCCCUCCAUUUAUUCUUCUUCCUGGAACUAUCUUUGGAUUACUGUGGCAACCAUCAUCUCAAGUAUGUUGUACUGAUCGCAAUACCACUCUGUAAAAAUCUGGCCGUUAUAAAUAGCUGUAUCAACCCUAUUAUCUAUGUAUUCGUUGGUCGGGAUUUCAAAGAAAAGUUCUGGAGAUCCUUCCAGUCGAUAUUUGAGAGCGCUUUCAUGGAAGAACCUAUCCAAGCAAGCUCCAGAAGUAAGUCAAGGUCAACUGCAGAUUCUCAGCUGUUGUAAAAUAAAGGACACUUGCAAGGAAAGAUAUAUUACUACAAGCUUUAAAAGAAGAUAUAUUAUCAUGCAACUUAACCUAUCUAAGCAUUUUUGCAGAAUGGGCUGAAACAAUGGGCUACAGUCUACAAACAGUAAGCCCCGCCAUGCAUUCUGGCAUUGAUUUGACUGGAGGCAAGUGUCUAACAGCUGUAAGAAGAGUUUAAUUUGUAUAUUACUUCAUGGCCUAUAUAAUGGCCUAUAUAACUGAAUUAAAUUGUAUAUUGCAUUUCAUGAUUUGUAACUGAGAUCUGAUGGGUACUACUUUGUAUGCCAUCAUGCAUGCUAUAUAAAGUUUUAAUAAUUUAAUAAAUUUGCGAAUUAACGUGAAUAAAAACCGUGUGUUUUAAUAUACACACUAUAAAAUAUAAUAAUAAGUACAGUUACAGUACAUUCAUAGCUUCAAAUAAAAGUUCAAAAUAAAAGAAAGUUCUUGAAGAUGGAUGAAGUGAAGAAGAGACCUCCCUCCUAGCAACCCAAACUUUUUAUAAACUUCAAGGUCCUUUCUUUGACUUUCACACCGAAAAGUAAACCCUCCCAAAGGGUGGAGCAAAAGAGUGAAGUAUAAAGUUUAACAUCUGGUUUCAUUUAUCCCAAGUUACAUAGGAAGUGGGUGAUGGGCUACAGCCAACCCAAAGACAAUGUCUAUAGGAAAUUUCUCAACAGGAUAUGGGGGGGAAAGGGAUCAGUCUGCCUUCAAAUGCAAUCUUUCAAACAAAACAUCACUUGUAAGAAAUACCUUUUAAAAAACAUAAGAUAUUUAGAAUAUUAAUAAUAUGUCUGGACAGCUUCUGGAAAUUGAUAACUGGGUUCAAAUGUCACAUCAGGAGAUUAUUAACUCAAAGCCCAACAUCCAUAUCACUUAAUAGAAUUUUAUACUCUCAAUAAUAUUAUAACCAGAUUAAAUUUUAGAUAUUAAGAAUAUAACAUUCCCCUCGGAAAUAUGA